This is a messenger RNA of Alternaria alternata, 1401 nucleotides long. RefSeq lists its product as hypothetical. The record is from RefSeq and is a predicted model, not a curated record. Bases 157 to 1008 code for a protein of 283 amino acids. The transcript is spliced from 2 exons. NCBI's taxonomy places the organism in Eukaryota, Fungi, Ascomycota, Dothideomycetes, Pleosporales, Pleosporaceae.
GGUCGACUUUAAAUACUCCCGCCUCGAUAACAGCACUAAGCAGCUCUAUACCAAUUAACAUUGACGUUGACAUUGUUGUUGCAUUUGUUGCUUCUGUAGUAGUUGUCAUCAGUUGAUUUUUGUUAUCGUGGUCCUCGCGCUCGCAUUGGCGUCACCAUGUCGAAGCUAUCACCAACACUCAAGUCGCUCAUCAACGCCGCGCAUUCGCGCCCAGGCCCCGUACCAGCGCCACCAAGGAUACAGGCUGUAUACAAGCGGAUAGAGCAAGAGGCCACAGAUCGCAAGCUUGGGCGACCAUCAUGGCUCGGCAUCUCUACAGCCGCGACCAUGACGAUGAACUCGCCCGAGUCGAUGAUGGCCCUAUACAACAGCUCAGCUACCGCCAGACCAGAGAGUGAAGGUGUCGCGAUAGCAGAAUUCAUGCGCGAGAUCGGUCUGAAGUGCAUCGGCUUCAAUGGCAUACCGCGCACCAUCAACAUGUUAAACGCCUUCCGCGCCGAACUCCCCUCGUCAAUCGCGUCCUCCCUAAACACCAAACCUACGCGCUUCCCAGACCCUUCUAACAUCGAACACAUAAACAAACGCGGACGCGCUCUCUGGGAUGCCAUCUACCGCCCCCUAGAAACAAAACUCGAACACAAGCUCGGCGACGCGCAUCCCGAUCUGCCCGUCUUCAUCAUCAACAACGAAUACGGUGGCCUCUUCACCGACCCUCCCCGCAGAGAAGGAGCCACCGUGGGCCGCAUAACAACCAGCUUAAUCGCCAUCACAUGCUUGAGGGCGCAACAAGGAGUCGGACCCCAAGUGCUCAGCCACGUCUUUGGCCUAAGGAAGGCUUGGGAAGAUGGCACCUGGAAGCAAGAGCCUGAAGCUGGCGAAGAGGAGGGCAUCAAAUGGUUGGUUAGCGAUGAAGGGUGUACAUGGAUCCUGGAGAAGGUCGAUGAGCUUGUUGAAGCUCUUGGGGGAGGACAGGGAAGCACCUUUGCGCCCAUCAAGUCUAAGCUUUAAGAGCAAUAUCUCGAUGCCAUCAUGAGAUGAUAAAGAGAACAAGUCAGCCAUGGUGAUACCUUAGUCUUUUUUACCAUUCGAGCCAUAGGUUUCUUCGCAAGCGCCAUCUUGCAAAUUAUCAGAAAAUGCUGAGGCAGGUAAGAAUGACUAAGGAAUAACGAAUCAUGAUGAACUACUCAACAAUGGCGAGGAGCUAUGUAACUUGAGAAAGCGGUCUCUAUCAGCUGUAUCCUGAGCGGCUGUCUAAAUUAGUGGCGCCAUCUCGACGCAAGUACAUGAUGCAAAAAUAGAUGUGAAAGGAGUUUGUAUCCAGUGGGCUGGAAGCCCAACACUAGCUAUGGUAUCUCAUGAGCCUGCAAAAGCCUCCAUGUCGGUUAAUUCCAAGUACGUAAU